This is a messenger RNA of Dipodomys spectabilis (banner-tailed kangaroo rat), 2844 nucleotides long. RefSeq names its product GATA binding protein 2 (gene Gata2). The record is from RefSeq and is a predicted model, not a curated record. NCBI's taxonomy places the organism in Eukaryota, Metazoa, Chordata, Mammalia, Rodentia, Heteromyidae. Bases 35 to 1474 code for a protein of 479 amino acids. The transcript is spliced from 6 exons. Gene Ontology annotation, molecular function: zinc ion binding; RNA polymerase II cis-regulatory region sequence-specific DNA binding; DNA-binding transcription factor activity, RNA polymerase II-specific. Gene Ontology annotation, cellular component: nucleus. Gene Ontology annotation, biological process: cell fate commitment; positive regulation of miRNA transcription; positive regulation of angiogenesis.
UCCGUCCCGGGAUGGCGGAGACCCCGCCGCGGCCAUGGAGGUGGCGCCGGAGCAGCCGCGCUGGAUGGCGCACCCCGCGGUGCUGAACGCGCAGCACCCCGACUCGCACCACCCGGGGCUGGCGCACAACUACAUGGAGCCCGCGCCGCUGCUGCCCCCCGACGAGGUGGACGUCUUCUUCAACCACCUGGACUCGCCCAGCAGCCCGUACUACGCCAACCCGGCCCACGCCCGCGCGCGCGUCUCCUACGGCCCCGCGCACGCGCGUCUCACUGGAGGUCAGAUGUGCCGGCCGCACUUGUUGCACAGCCCGGGCUUGCCCUGGCUGGACGGGGGCAAAGCCGCCCUGUCUGCUGCACACCACCACAACCCCUGGACCGUGAGCCCCUUCUCCAAGACGCUGCACCCAUCGGCGGCGGGAGGGCCGGCGGGGCCGGGAGGGCCGCUCUCUGUGUACCCGGCGGCGGCAGGUGGGAGCGGAGGAGGCAGCGGGGCCUCCGUGGCCUCCCUCGCCCCCGCGGCGGCGCACGCCGGCUCCCACCUUUUCGGCUUCCCACCCACACCUCCCAAAGAGGUGUCUCCAGACCCCAGCGCAGGGGCCGCCUCCCCAGCCUCCACCUCUGCGGGGGGCAGCGCGGCCCGGGCUGAGGACAAGGACGCUGUCAAGUACCAAGUGGCCCUGCCCGAGAGCAUGAAGAUGGAAGGCGGCAGUCCCCUGCGCCCAGGCCUGACCACGAUGGGGGCCCAGCCCGCCACUCACCACCCCAUCCCCACCUACCCGUCCUACGUGCCGGCCACCGCGCAUGAGUAUGGCGGCGGCCUCUUCCACCCCGGAGGCUUCCUGGGCGGCCCGGCCUCCAGCUUCACCCCGAAGCCACGCAGCAAGGCCCGCUCCUGCUCAGAGGGCCGGGAGUGCGUCAACUGUGGGGCUACAGCCACCCCGCUGUGGCGGAGGGACGGCACCGGCCACUACCUGUGCAACGCCUGCGGGCUCUACCACAAGAUGAACGGGCAGAACCGGCCUCUGAUCAAGCCCAAGCGGAGACUGUCGGCAGCCAGGAGAGCGGGCACCUGCUGUGCGAAUUGUCAGACCACCACCACCACUUUAUGGCGCCGGAAUGCCAACGGGGACCCGGUCUGCAAUGCCUGUGGCCUUUACUACAAGCUGCACAAUGUUAACAGGCCGCUGACCAUGAAGAAGGAAGGGAUUCAGACUCGGAACCGGAAGAUGUCCAACAAGUCCAAGAAGAGCAAGAAGGGGGCUGAGUGCUUCGAGGAGCUGUCCAAGUGCAUGCAGGAGAAAUCCUCGCCCUUCAGCGCAGCCGCCCUGGCCGGACACAUGGCGCCCGUGGGCCAUCUCCCGCCCUUCAGCCACUCGGGACACAUCCUGCCCACCCCGACGCCCAUCCACCCCUCCUCCAGCCUCUCCUUUGCCCACCCUCACCCAACCAGCAUGGUGACUGCCAUGGGCUAGGGACAGAGGUCGCGGCAGGGGCCGAGCGGGAGUCAGGCCAUGCACGCCUCUGCUGCCCACCCUUCCCCGGAGCCUGCGCGGCUCCCGAGGCCCAGCCGGAGCCCGGAGCCUCGCUGUACCCGAGGGCUCCCUUGGCCUCCUGCCAUUACUGUGAAUACUCUCUGGGCUGAGCGAGGCUGUUCCAACGUGACUGAAGACCCGGGGAGCAGAAGGACGGCUUUCCGGUGGAGAAGGAGGGGACAGACAAACGCAAGCGUUUUUUGAAGGAAAAAAAAAACGUAAGCAAAACUAAUUUAUUUGCUCUUGUUUCUGGAGACCCCGAGGAGAGGCUGUCCUGUGUUCUCUGUGUUUUCCUGCGGCCUGCGUGCCUGUGACCCGGGGCUGCCAGGCUCUGGGGCAGGCAGGUCUGGAGGGCGAAGUGGGGCCUCUCUCUCCCUGGCCUUCCUCUGUCCGGCGUGCGCGGGCCCUGCCUGCGGCCGGCCCUGGAGGCUAGAGACAAUUGCAGGCGGUGCUGCUCAGAUUCCCAGGCCCGGGCUGGGCCACAGGAAGGAAACAACAUUUUCUUGAAAGGGGAAAUGUCUCCCUGGUUGCUCCCUUGGAUUUGAGGCUGGAGUUGGAGUGACCUGUGUGUCCCCAGCAGGCCCAGGCCGUGGCCGGGGCCCUGUACAUACAUACGUCCUUCUGCUAACCCUGCCACCCUCCCCCACUCCGAGACAAAUAGGAAAUAUUAGAGGCAAAGCAAAACCUGCGCAAGCUUCACUCACCAACAAGCUGUUUUGUUUUUAAAUUCUCCGGGUCCAGUCAAUUGUACAUGGCCGUGGUAGCCUCGCCCGGGCGGGUGAGACCUUCCCGAGCUUGGAGAUUUUGAAAGUUCUUGGACCAUCCUGCAGCCCUACCCAGAGAGCGGGCGGGGGUGGGGGGUGGGGGCUGGCACUCUGGGGGCUGGAGGCCGAGGCCAGCCUGGCAGGUGGAGGGGCCGCCUGUGGGGCCGCGAGCCGUGGCUGCCUGGGUCCUCUGAGGUACAGCUGUACAUAGAUGUGUCCCACGCCUCGAUUCUGCGUGGUUGGUGGGUUGGCCGUGAUGAGGCUGCAGCUGGGGGCUCCUGACCAGGAGGACAGUUGUGCCCCCGGGGGCUUCGCUGUAGCACCACCCACCAGAAGUAACUUAUUUUGUACUAGUAUCCGCAUACGAGAAAGAAUCGGCAGUAUUUUCUGUUUUUGUUUGGCCUGUUUUAUUUUGGGUUAGUAAACUAAGUUAUUGUUAAUUAUGUACAACAUUUAUAUAUUGUCUGUAUAAAUCGUAUGCUAUUCUCCUAUUCCUUUAAAGUGAAUACUGUUAAGAAUAAUAAAAUACUUUUUGUGAAUGCUCCA